Metopolophium dirhodum (rose-grain aphid) is the source of this 1348-nucleotide messenger RNA. RefSeq lists its product as uncharacterized. The transcript is spliced from 2 exons. The record is from RefSeq and is a predicted model, not a curated record. Bases 863 to 1348 code for a protein of 161 amino acids. NCBI's taxonomy places the organism in Eukaryota, Metazoa, Arthropoda, Insecta, Hemiptera, Aphididae.
UUUCUUCAGUUUUUUAUUCAUUGACAAAUAAUAAUAAUGUCAUUAUAAUAUAAUAUAUAUUUAUCAUUUAUGAACAAUUCUAUAUCGGUUUUAGUUUUCGUCUAUUAAUAGCUGAACUAAAUAUUAGUUACUCCGAAAAACCGUCUGUUUAUCGUCGACACUCGACGAGGAUCGCAACGGUACGUUUUCGGUACCUACCAAUAUAAUAUUAUAUUAUUAUCGCGAAAUAUAAUACGAACAUUAGUCAUUAGGUAUGUCGUACACGUACGGUGUGUGCGGAGACAACAUAAUAUUAUGUUAUGCAGGUACGACGUAGGUACUUUUAAUUAUAAGCUAUAAAUAUAAUAUUAUAUAACAUAUACAUUGAUAUUGAUUCUGCUAUACAAAAAUAUUAUUACUUAUUAGUACUAUACCUAAUUACUGAGUAAAUGGUUGUCAAUUUAUUAUAUUUAUCGUUUAUCGUCGACUGUACGGAAUAUCCGAAUAUAACUAUUGCCUAUUGGCUAUUAAUAUAGCACCAUAUUAAUAUGGGGAACAUGGUACUAUCACUAUUAUCUUAUUUUCAUAAUUUUAUUAGAAAAUAAUAUUAUUAUUGUGUCUACGAACUACGAAUAACAAAUUUCCAAUUGGUCAUUAGCGCACAAUCAGUUAUACACUUUUACAAUAUUGGCAAUAUUGCAUGUGGAACCCGACGCUGUUUUACACUAGGUAUUGUAAUAUUUAUUACUUGGGUUCUUAUUAAUUGUAUUGUGUUCUCUGUUGUCUGCAUGACGUUCCUACAGAUUAUUAACAAUUUUAUUGCAUUAACCGUAUACGGUAUACUCUUGUUUUCAUUAUUAAAAAUUUUUUAAAUUGUUAUACAAUGAGUGAUUGUGAUUCUCCAACCCAAGUAGAUCAAGUUGAUCAGGUUGCAGAUUCAGAAGAACCUAUUUUACCUUGGCCAAAUUAUCAAAAAUAUUUUAAAGUUUUAAGAGUUAUUGAGGAUAAUUUUUUUUAUAAGAAGCUGGAAGUGAAGUGCUUAAGUUGUGUCGGUACGAAGUGUUACAAGGUGGAUUCACGUUCAAACUCAAAUAUAAGAAAACAUUUAAGCAAACAACAUCCAACUAUAUUAAAGAAAAUAGAUCACAUUGAUAAUGCUGCGAAUAAAAACACUACAAAGAGAUGCAAUGAUGGAUCAUUGAAGCAUAACGCUGGUAGUUCUUUACAACAAUCGGAUAAAAAUAACCAAUUAAAACAACCAGUUUUAGAAGAUUUUUUGAACAACAAAAAAUUAACUAGUCAAAGUAAGAAUGUGUAUUGUUUAUUUUUAUUUUUUGUCUUAUUAAAUAGUUUUAAGUUACAGCAUUAA